This is a messenger RNA of Schistosoma intercalatum, 324 nucleotides long. NCBI's taxonomy places the organism in Eukaryota, Metazoa, Platyhelminthes, Trematoda, Strigeidida, Schistosomatidae. The record is from the annotation of a GenBank genome assembly.
AUGUUGUCUUCAUUCUUUUUCUAUUUUCUUUUGGGAUUUCACGUUUUAAUGAAACACAGUGCAAUUAAAAAAGACAAAGGUAUACGUACAUCAUUUCAAGUUCGUAGAAAAAUUGAAGCAGAAAUUAAAAAAAUUCGUAAUGAAUCUAUUGAACGAAAAAAAGCAAAAGAUGAAUUAAAAAGAAUGAAACGUUUAAAAGAAGAAGAGAAACAUCAACGUAAAUUAGAAAAUGAACGUCGUUCAGAAAUUGUUGUACCGAUAACAAAUCCGGCAAAACUAAAACGUUUACGAAAAAAACAAAUGCGGACAGUUGUAACACGAUGA